GUGGAGAGGGAGGGUGGGUGCGUUCCCGCAGCAACAGGGAAGAUGGCAGCUCUCACAUCUCUUACCCAGUUGUCAAGUGGGAACCCUGUAUAUGAGAACUUGUACAGACAGGUGGAUCCUGGGAACACAGGGAGAGUAGGACCAACAGAAGCUGCCUUGUUCUUAAAAAAGUCUGGACUCCCUGACAUUACAUUGGGAAAGAUCUGGGAUCUGGCCGAUCCCGAAGGCAAAGGCUAUCUGGACAAACAGGGGUUUUACGUAGCUCUGCGGCUGGUGGCCUGUGCUCAGAGUGGUCAGGAAGUCAGUCUGUCCAGCCUCAACCUCACAGUCCCUCCCCCAAAGUUUAAGGACACCAGCAGUCCGUCUCUAAGCAGCACAGUGUCUGCUUCCGGGGAGUUACACUGGGCUGUCAGGCCCGAGGAGAAGAGUAAAUUUGAUGGGAUUUUUGAAAGUUUGGCUCCAGUCAAUGGCCUACUGUCAGGAGAGAAGGUCAAACCAGUCCUAAUCAACUCCAAGCUACCUCUGGAUGUCCUUGGGAAGGUUUGGGACCUGAGUGACAUAGACAAAGAUGGCCAUCUAGACAAAGAUGAGUUUGCAGUGGCCAUGCACCUGGUAUACCGGGCCCUGGAGAAGGAGCCUGUUCCUGCACUCCUCCCCUCUGCCCUCGUCCCUCCAUCUAAGAGAAAGAAGAGUCUCGGCUCCGUGUCCGGCUCCGUGCCUGGACUGCCUGCAAGCCCCCCACCACCAAAAGACUCCCUGCGCUCCACCCCUUCCCACGGUAGCAUGAACUCACUCAACAGCACCGGCAGCCUGUCGCCCAAACACACGCUCAAGUCUGGACAGCAUUCUGUGACCUGGGUGGUCCCGAUGUCAGACCGCGGUCGCUAUGAUGACAUCUUCCUGAAGACUGAUGCUGAUCUGGAUGGUUUUGUCAGCGGACACGAAGUUAAGGAGAUCUUCAUGCAGUCUGGACUUUCUCAGAAUGUCCUUGCUCAUAUAUGGGCUCUGGCAGACACAAGGCAGAUAGGUAAGCUGACCAGGGAGCAGUUUGCCCUUGCCAUGCAUCUCAUCCAGCAGAAAGUCAGUAAGGGCAUUGACCCUCCACAGGCCCUGACUGCUGACAUGAUCCCCCCCUCUGAGAGAGGCACUCCUGUACCAAGUAUGUCAGGAUACAUGACCCCCGUGGGAUCAGAGAUGGCUGCUCUCUCUGAGAUGAGACGGGACAGCUCUAGUUCAGUGGGUUCAGGGGAGUUCACUGGCAUCAAGGAGUUGGAUGACAUCAGUCAGGAGAUAGCCCAGUUGCAGAGCACUCUUGCCUUUACCCAGUGGAAUACUCUCAGGGAGAAGUACACUCUAGAACAGGACAUCAGGGAGACAGAGGAGGCCAUCAGACACAAGAGUGCCGAGGUGCAGGAGAUGCAGAAUGACCUGGACAGAGAGACAGCCAGCCUGCAGGAGCUGGAGGCUCAGAAACAAGACGCCCAAGACCGCCUGGAGGAGAUGGACCAGCAGAAACAUAAACUAGAGGACAUGCUGAACGAAGUUCGGAUGAAGUGCCAGGAAGAGUCUCAGAUGAUCUCAACCCUUCAGAGUCAGAUCCACUCCCAGGAGUCAGACUUGCAGAGCCAAGAGGAAGAGCUGAGCCGGGCAAAGGCUGACCUCGGCCGGCUGCAGCAGGAGGAGAACCAGCUGGAGCAGAGCCUGGCUGCUGGCAAGAUCCAACUGGAGACCAUUAUCAAGUCUCUGAAGGCCACGCAGGAUGAGAUCAACCAGGCUCGGAGUAAGUUGUCCCAGAUUCAGGACAGCCAACAGGAAGUGUCUAAAAGCAUUGAGCAGUACAACAGCACCUUGAAUGGAACCCACGGUGGCAGUAUGACCAACCUGGCUGACAUGAGCGAGGGCUUCAGUGACAGAGAGAAUGGAGGAUUCCCAGCCAUGGUGAGGGCGGCACAGGAGGAUCCAUUCAAAGUGAAGCCAUCCGUGUUCAACAGCCAGCCUCAGGAGCCUCCCACUGACCCCUUCCACUCGGAAGACCCCUUCAAAACAGACCCAUUCAAAGGUGACCCUUUCCAAAAUGACCCUUUUGCAAAGCAGCCAUCAGCAUCCACAGAUCCUUUUGGAGGAGAUCCUUUCAAAGAGACCGAUCCAUUCAAAGCUUCGUCAGAGGAUUUCUUCAAGAAGACCACAAAGAUGGAUCCCUUUUCCACACCAGACCCCUUCAGUAAAAGUGCAACUUUACCCUCAAAGCAGACCAGUCACUUCACAAGCAAUGACCCAUUCUCUUCAAGCAACCCAAAACCCAAAGGACCAGACCUGUUUGGAACGUUGGACCCAUUUGGCAGCAGUUCGUUCAGCAACAGCAGUAACAGCUCUACUGGAUUUGCAGACUUCAGCCACAUGUCAAAGCCCAGAGACCCUUUUGAAGGCAGGGCCAGCUGGCUACCAGACUACCAGAAGACUGCCUUUGUGGACGAUCCAUUCAGCAGGAAAAAUGACACGCCAGCUCUGCCACCGAAGAAAAGUGUUCCCCCAAGACCCAAACCACCCAGUGGUAAGAGUACACCAGUGAGCAUGUCUGGCACAGCUGACCCCUCCAAACCUUGUGACCCCUUCCAGCCAUUCAGCAGCGAAGCCAUUGACCCGUUUCAGAUUAAAAAGGGCCCGGGAGACCCAUUCAGUGGCAAAGACCCUUUCGCGCCAUCCUCAGCAUCAAGUAAAGCCCCUAAAGACUCUAUCUCGGGUUUUGCAGACUUCAGUUCUGACCUGAUAAAGUCAAGUUUGGGAAUGAGGCUCAGCAGUUGGAGUGGGCUAAGCGAGAGAGCGAGCGGGCAGAGCGUGAGCGGCUGAAGAGGCUCAGACAGCAGGAGCAGGAGGACCUGGAGCUGGCCAUCGCCCUCAGCAAGGCCGAGAUGUCCAACGCGUGACCUGGAACCCCCAACAAAUACAGAUACAUAGACACACACACACACAGACAGACAGACAGACAGACAGACAGAGACACACACACACAGCGGGUAGACAGGCAAACAUGCAAACAAACAUCUAAAUAUUCAAACACAAAGCACAUCACUGCACAAACUUCUGAGUGUUCAUACAAACUCUGGUACACACACACACACACACACACACACACACACACACACACACACACACACACACACACACAGGACCUGCACCUCCACUAUUUACAUUCCCCUACACCUGAUCUGGCCACUGACACUGCAUUGUAAAACAACAUAACCGAGGGCCAAGAACUCACCACUGCAAACCUCUCCUGCUGAUAUGAAGAGGAGGAGGAUUGAUGGAAACGAACGGAUGCACUGUAUAUGCACUAUAGUGGCUAGACAGUAAUGUGAUGGAUCCAUUUACUGUACUGAGGCUUACCAUUGCUGGCAGAGCACCUCCACAGUUUCAGCGUGUUGUUUUUCUUUCCCAGCUUCACUCACAGUCGGGGAAUCACUUGCUAACAAAGCUGUUGCUAUCAGUAGCAAAAUGGCAAACAUACUUUUUUCUCUUCAGUUCUAACUAGCAGUAGUGAAGAAAAAUAAUGCUGCAAUUAAAUCUGUCGAGGUAUUUCUUAAAAGGGAUUUUUUUCCUGAUAUAUAAGGGCACAGAUAUAUCAUUGAGCUAUGGAUGGUAUAUUGUGUCAGUUAGUUUUUAGCAUUGAGUUGUUAUGCUACAAAAUGAGGUGUUAGAGAAGUAUUUGUUCAUAGAGAAGGCUGGAUUUGGCACUCCUCAGGAUUGAGAAUUAUCUUUUGUUUUUUUAAGGAAAUACUGUCACUAACCCAGACUGAGAUAAGAAGUGAGAAGGUCGUUAUUAGUUGAGUUGUUUUCACUUCUGCUGUUCUCUAACUCCCUCCCUUUGUGCUAAAAUAGACGAAAGUCUGUACUGGAGGUACAGAAAUGAAACUGAUAUUGAUCUUUCUCAUCUGAUUCAGGGUAAGUUGAGGCAUAUUUCCUCAAAUAUCAGUUUUCAUUUUAAUUUUACAGCACAGCAGGGUCUACCAUGAGACUUUCACCUGAAGUGCAGACUUGGCUGAAUUAUCAGCCAGGCAAAGCAGGCAACGCAGAAACACCAAGGGGGCCCAAAAGCUCAGGGUUCACUGUGUAGCCCUUAGUUUGUGGUCAUUUGUUUCAGUGCAAAAUUCUUAAGGAAUAUGCUGAAGCACAAUAUAAACUGAAAGGUACUACUUGCCUUAUUACCUGUUCAUGAGGUUGACUAAGUUGACUAAGACCUUUCUCAGCGACUAACAUUUUAGUCGACUAUUAGGGGACAGCCCUUGUGGAAACAAUUAGAAAACCUAAAUUGCAGACGUAUCCAAAGCCUUUAGGGCAUUGAUAUUCACUCUCCGUGUUACAAACUGAUUCGCUUUAUCUGUUUGUUUUAGUACGGAGGAGAAUGGGAGGAAUCAGCAGAGUUAUGUCCUUGAAGUAAGGGGGGACGUGUGUUUGUUAGCGGCCGUUCUCAGUUGCGAGAUCUCCAAUCAUCUGGUAUCACAAGACUACAGGCUGAGUAGUACUGAUCAUGACGUGUAAAUUGAUCUUUAUAAUUGUUAUUUGUUCAUAUUGUGUUUACAUGGUGCAUAUUCCUUAAUAAGUGUGUGCUUAAUCAAAUUUCCACAAACUAAUGGAAGAGUGGGAGAACGGGGGAGUCAACUGCAGCCAGUUUUUGCCUGAGAUUAGCAGAUUAAUCCGCUAAUCUCUGUUUUUUACCUUCAGGUUUGACCCUCGUCCCUCCUCUGGCUCAGUUGGAUAUGUUCACAUUUCACUCUUGUCACAUUAUGUGAGAAAGGAAAAAGCUCUUCAACUGCGUGAAAACUGAUCCAUGACACUGGUUCCCUCUAAUGUGACAAGUUCCUGAAAAAUGAAAAAAAUGUUUCAGAUGUCAACGUAUCCUGUGGAGUGACGGUAACAAAAUGUACAGAUAUAUUUUCUUUGUCCAUGAGUGUGAGAGUGCACUGUGGACUGCAGUACUCUCUCCCCCUCUGUCCGCUGUAUAUAGAUGAACAGAGCUAACUAUGCGUCUUCUCGACAGCUGUGCUCCGAUCCCGAUGCUGUGAUGUCAUACCACAUCUGACAAAUGAAAGGCAAGAUGAGGGAAUUUUUUUUUUUUUUUAGGGAGCGAGGAUUUUAACACAGUUUUUAUUUCACAAGCUGGUUAUUUUAUUAUUUUGACAUGUUUUUGUUUUAAAAGAACAUCCAAAUAACUGUAGUCGGUCAUAGUUUGAUGUUCCACCAUGGACUUAACCACUCACCUUGUUUUUAUAUGAGUUAUUUACUUGAAGCGGUGACUGAUGUUUGAGUCGGCCUGAAGUCAGCUCUGGACUUAUUUUCUAAAGACUUUCUGUUUCACUCAGAGCCCCUCUAUCAUGUUGUGUUUUAUAUGUGCAAGUCUGUAUUCUGUGUGUCGAUGACCAGUCAUAUGCUUCAGUCAGUGUUUUGACACAUGCAUGCCCUGCAGUUGGAUUCUGCUCCAAGCACGUGUUCUCCUAAACGUUACUUUAAAGGGUAACAUAUUGAGUUUCAAAUUUUUGGUCAAAUUUGGUAAUCAUGGGGAGGAAGAAGUCUUACACUUGGCUUAGUUAAAGCAAAGCUUGGUAAUUGUUAGUGUUCAUAAUUGAGAGCAGUUAUAACCACGAGCAGAACUUGGGUCUCAGGGACGUCAUACCUUGUAAUGCAGUGCUGGAUGUCUUCUGAUGUAACUUGUAACUAAAAAUACAAACUCCCCCUUGACAGCCUCUUUGUUCACCACCACGCUAAACAGCAGUGUGCUCAGUGCUGGCACUGGUAGCUGAAUAUAGAUCAGUGACACUGCUGCUAUAGUGAGUAGUCUUUCUUUAAUAUAGCUUCCAGCCACUGCCGCUGAGUAAAGUUCUGGUUUGUUAGCGUGUAUCAAAUCCAGCUUUAUGGCUCUGUGAUCUGUGCGUCUUCAGAACCCACCGAGAGCAUUUCAGAGGCUUGCCGCAGGUGCGUCGCAACUUCUAUUAAAAAUUAACCAGCUGCAUAUUCUCUAUGUAGCAUAUGCAUAUAGCAUAUGGCAUUGUCUAAAACAACGCAAUCAGCUCCAGUUGUCACAGCCACACCCGGUGGAUUUUGUGCAUUAGUUGUUGCUAAAUCGAUUGCCCACGAGCAGGGGCGAGUUUGUAUAUAUUCAAAUGUACAUUUCCAACAUUCUUCCCAUAACACAUUUUAUGAAUGCCUAUUUUACAGAGAUGUCUAGGUUCCAUUAGACAUCCAUCCAGGACUGUAAUACAAAACAUGAUGGUCGUGGAUUAGGGCUAGGUCUCGGUAAGAUGCUAACAAGCGGUAUCUUGAGUUGAACUCCAGAACAAACAAAUUACUUUUUAAACCAAUAACUGCACAAGCACAUUGUGAUGAAAAAUAAUUUGUAACUACUAAGACAGCAUGUAAACCCUGUCUUGGUGUUGGAUCACAGCAGGCUCUGGAUAAGGCUUUGCCCUGACUUGUACGACAAGAUAAUCUUGUGUUAUUUAGUGUUAUAUUUGGUUCUGCAGUUGCCACAUUGAACAAGAUGAUGGUUAUAAGGAGGUCAAUAGCAUGGCGAACAACAAUUCCCCCGUCCCUCUAGAUACUAUACCUGUGUGGAACUGCCUUUCUGGGGGUAAAAAUGCUAAGAAUCCAUGAAAUGUGAAUUCAUCCAAAUAGAACAGAAAUCCUGGAGUUAAAGUUGAUGUGCAGUAACUAAUUCUGCCAGAUAGAAAUGUGAACUGCCUCUCCCUGCCAUUUUGUGUCUUGUUUACAUAUCAUGAAGAUUUACUUUGCUGUAGCUGUUACAACUGUGUAGCUGUAGGCGAGCAGUGUUCCGGGUGUGAGCUUCUCUAAGCUGUACACGGCUGACAGCCUCCAGUUUCCAUCUACUUCUGAGCCAUUUAAAGCAUAUUUGCAUUUUGAAACUCUGCCAUUCACCUGUUACGCUGUAGUGAAAAUGUAAACUCAUGAGGAACUUCAUAUCGUCGGCUUUCAUCCUUCAUUGAAACCAAAGGGUGUUUUCAGCUGUCAGCUAACAAGCUAGCUUGUUAUUAUCCGCCACCCAACAGUUUUGAUAAGGAAUGCUGACAUGUAAAUCUUAAAAAGAAAGGUUGAAUCUAUUCAUUUCCCUAUACUUCAUAAAACAAGAAACGUUAAUAUUCAUUCCUAGCAAGUCGACACUUAAUUUCCCAUAUCUACUUUGUUUGAACCAAGAAGCAGAAGAGAACCAUGAAGAACUAAUGUUAUGUUACUGAGCGCCAUUUGGAAAACAAUACCAAGGGUAAUUUUGUUCAGUUCAUUAUGUUAAAAUGGUAUUACAUUUGGUGGAGACUCGUUAUGACAUUAUGAUUAGGACUUGAAACUCAAAGUUUUGGUCUUGGGACUUGAGUGCAAAGAAUUGAGACUUACUUGUGACUUUCAAAACAAUUUGGCCCCUCCUUUGCAGAUAUAUAAUAUUUAUAUAAGUUGUAUCUUAAACAGACGCUAAUGUUAACAUUAUAUAACAUAACAUGCUGCUAACUGGCAGCUCACAAGGUAGCAGCUAUUAACCAUUAGUUUAUUAUGAAUGGCAUUGGUAACAAAGUAAUUUCCAGUGAACUAAAGAGCUACCAACUUGUUCACAACAAUGUGACAGGCACCUUGGGCACCAAAAUAUGUCCCCUUAAAUCUGGUCUCAGUGGGUCUGUUUUAAUCACAGCUGGAUGGCUCAGCUGCAUUUUGAAAGCAACCCCUUCGUGAAACAUGGGAACAGAAAUCUAUCAUGUGGAAUAGAUCUGAGUGUCACAGGAUGCAAUGGUACCUUCUGCUUUGGGAGGUUUGGGCUACUUAUGAUAUCUUCACACAGUAUAAAUGACAUCUAGGAAGCAGAGGGCUUUGUAGAAAAUGUGUCCUAUGGACAGCAUUUGACAUACCUCAUGUGACAGCGCCAGACAGUCAUUAUUGGAAACUUUUUGGAAAAGGGCAGGCACUUGAUGAAUCAUCUGUCUAUCACCUUCUAACACAGGCGAACUUACAAUCAGAUCAACAUGUAACUCAUGAUUACCUACCAGUAUUUCCUCAUCGGACGAUGAUUGGUCCAGUACCACUGUGGUUGAACAUGAUGGAUUCUCAAGUGAUUUCAUAAUCUCUAAAGUCCAUCAAGGUUACAUAGUCAGUCCCUCCAGGAAAUUGUGAACGCAGCACUUAACACAAAUUCAACCACCCCACCCCCCCACCCCGAAUUCUGCGACCUUAAAAUUUUGUCCAAUCCUCAGAUUUGACCAAUCGUAGUUUCCCAUAAGUUUCAUUAAUCAUAGCAGUACUCUCCCAAAAUGUUGACCUCCCAGAAGCAGAACUUAGUACUUGAAUAUAUGAAAACCUUAACAAGAAACAAUGAACUGAAGGUGGGCUUUAUUACUUUCUUACUACUUUAUUAGCUUUCAACCACGUCUCACCGUCAAAAGCUCAGGAAAAGGUUUUUGGUCAAACUACUGUUUCCAAGGUCACGAAUGAAUAUUGUUGAAUAGAAAAACUGUUUUUUGCCAACACGCUCACUGAGAAGUGAGCCCUAGUGGCAGUACAAUACCUGAGUUUUGGUAAUGUUACAACAACAAUAUAUUUUCUGAAAUCCUUUUCAGAAGAAGAAUAUGCCCAAAAUAUUAAAUGUAUGUACAAAAUGUAAAAUUAGUCAAAUGAAACCAGGAACUAUUGGAUCAAGGAAUCAGAUGCAGCUUAAUGAAUGUGACAGAUAUGUGAUGGUACUCUUCGACACUUGCUGCUGCAGCCACAUUUCAGCCGGUACCAAAAUGUGCUGACACUUGAUCCCCAGCCCACUGCCAACUGUGACCCUCCAUCUGUUCCUCAUGUGUUUCUGCUUGUCUGCAGUGUACUCCUUAGAGCCAUAAGCUUAUCAUUCAUACUGUAUUUGUCAUCUGAUAUCUCCAUUGUGCAAUAGAUAAUGUUUAUUUUUAUUGUUUUGUGUAUCCUGUGAAACCAGUGUGAUGUUUUUGAUAUGUAGCAUAUGUUUUUAAUAUGAUUAUUUAAGCACCUGCAACCACCCCCUCCUCUGUCCCAACUUUGCUUUGGUUUCAUUCCAUUACCUGCAGAAUCUACAAACCUUUCAUUCCAAAAUUCUUUUUAUCUAUUUCAGGGAAAGAAAGUGGUCAAGACGAUGCUCAUUACUUAACAAGAAAUGUUAGCAUCAUAUAAAGAAAUCUUUAUUCAAUGACAGCUGAAAACUAUCAAGAUUUACAAUUUAAAACUUUAGUUUUAAUAUGCAUUUUAUUUCUCAAAAUGGUGGCAUGAAGCCUUUGUCUUUACUGAUGCUUGAUAGUUAGCAAAAAUGAUGUUGGGGGACUUGUUUCAUUCUUUGUUCACUUAACCUUUUUCUUCUCUGAAGCUUUUUUUUCUGCCUUCAACUGCCCUUUCCUCCCAUGUAGGCAAAAUAAUCUGAUUGUCUGUAUUAAGAUGCAUACAAUGUGUAUACAGUCUGUAUAGUAUCAUGUCUGUUAUAUUUGUCCCAUAAAAAGUGAAGACGAAGAAGAAAAAGUAAACUUAAAAAAGAACCAUUCGGAGGAUUGCUCACAGUUACACUAAAAGCUGAGGAGAGAACAGAUGCUGGUUUAUUUUGAACAGUGAUCCUCUCUAUAUGGUCUGUAAUGUUUACUAGAAUAAAUAUUUCAGUUACAUGAAAA
Dicentrarchus labrax (European seabass) is the source of this 9662-nucleotide messenger RNA. Its product is annotated as epidermal growth factor receptor substrate 15-like 1. The coding region runs from base 43 to 2847 and encodes 934 amino acids. The transcript is spliced from 27 exons. Gene Ontology annotation, molecular function: calcium ion binding; cadherin binding. Gene Ontology annotation, biological process: endosomal transport; endocytosis. Gene Ontology annotation, cellular component: clathrin coat of coated pit; cytoplasm; plasma membrane. The record is from RefSeq and is a predicted model, not a curated record. NCBI's taxonomy places the organism in Eukaryota, Metazoa, Chordata, Actinopteri, Moronidae.